GCCCCAAACAAAGAAGGCUUCGAUUACAUUGCAGCCUGGGAAGAGACUUGGCGUAGAAUGACGUGUCAGGUAGAUAGAUACUGAAUUAUUUUUCAAGAGGAGUGGAAGAGAUUGACUAUCAUGAGCAAAACUAAAAAACAAAACAUUAGCAUCGCCAAAGAGAUAGACAGUGUGGAGGGUCGUCUCUCGCUGUGCAGGGACAGCCUGGAAGGAGUGGAGUUCAGGUUGCGCAAGGAGGAGCUCUCUGAUGAAGGAAGACAAUCGCUGGAGGAGGAAAAGACUAUUCUUAUGCACAGAGUGUCAAAAUAUGAGGGGGAGUUGCAGAGUCUGAGAGGGGAGAAUCGCAGAAACAUGCUGCUGUCUGUCACGCUGCUGGCACUCUUUGUCCUCCUCUACACCUCCUGGACAAGUUAGCUGGGCCAGACCAGGUCACUUGAACACAUCAAGCAUUCUGUUUUUCUAUUUGGAGAAUCGAUUCAUUCCAUCAGGAUCAGGUCACUUGUGGUCAGAACAUUUCUAUUCAAUUGGAUUCUAUACUCGGUAGAGAAAAAAAAAAAAAAAAGACAA
Acipenser ruthenus (sterlet) is the source of this 567-nucleotide messenger RNA. It is a transcript of the gene ccdc167, whose product is annotated as coiled-coil domain containing 167. The transcript has 4 exons. Bases 121 to 414 code for a protein of 97 amino acids. The record is from RefSeq and is a predicted model, not a curated record. NCBI's taxonomy places the organism in Eukaryota, Metazoa, Chordata, Actinopteri, Acipenseriformes, Acipenseridae.